Molecule: messenger RNA, 3267 nt
Organism: Ogataea parapolymorpha DL-1
Lineage: Eukaryota; Fungi; Ascomycota; Pichiomycetes; Pichiales; Pichiaceae
Product: Negative regulator of sporulation PMD1
Exons: 1
Coding region: 1-3267 (1088 amino acids)
Biological process (GO): cell redox homeostasis
Cellular component (GO): cytosol; mitochondrion
Molecular function (GO): protein binding
Source: RefSeq, a predicted model, not a curated record
AUGCCGCCCUUAGACUCGUCUGCCAGCAGGUGCUAUUGGGUGGAAAUGCCCAACGAAGACGACGAGAACCCUGCAAACCGGCUAGACGUGCGCUCAGGGGCGUCGACAGAUAUCUAUCGCUCCAGAAUACUAGUUUACAGUGGGUCGUUGCUGCCCUUGACAUUGAAGGCAGGCUUCUCGCUGAAGGACGUGGAGUCGGAGUUCGAGGCGGCCGUGGCGCGCGAAACAGACCCGCACAGCGACUACAACGAGUAUCUCUCGCCCGAAGUUUUCUCGCUCAAUCUGCUAAACCGCAAGUGGAUCCAUUUGCAUGCCAAAAAUAAACUUGAAAGACCCAGACCCAGGAUGUUCCAUUCUAUGAUUGUGCACGAUAACUACCUGUACGUAUACGGCGGACUAUGUUUUGACCAGCACAACAAGCUCAAGACGCUCAAUGACGUGUGGCGAUUUGACCGGUUCGACAAAUCGUGGAAAUGUCUUCUUCCAGACGGCAACACCGUGGUUCUGAAGCGGUUUGAUCACAUGUCGAUGUUCCUUCCCGAACUGCACGUUGUGGGGAAGCCGACACACCACGGGAUGAACUUUUUUGGCGGAAUAUCCGACGAGAAAGAGGAGCUUCUCGUGUCGCACAUAUACGACCUCGUUUCCGAGCAAUGGUUUCCGAAUCUGGUGUUCAGGGUACAGGACGACGAGGGCAGUGGGAAAAUUAAAUAUAACGCCCUGGAUGGGCUGGAGGUGGAGGUGCCUGGUCUACGGACCUUUGGGUUGCGAAGCUCUUUGAAUUCUGCGAUUCCGGCUCAGGCACUCGAUUCGACGCAGCAGGUGCCGCCAAUAUAUCUGUACCACAAACAGCCGGACCAGAAACAUGAGCCGUUCAUCACGUUCCCGAUCGGCGAAGGCGUGGCCGGGACGGUGAUGUCGCUAACGUCGACGAACUCGACCAAAGUGGUGCCAUUCGAGCUGGACUACCCGACUCUGGGCUAUUUCGGAGAGAACCUCAUUGUCACAGGGUUCCGGCCCGGCGAGUACUCGAUUUCGCUGUACAUAUUCAACAGGAUUUCGCGCACCUGGAUGCGGUUGCAAAUAUCGUGCACCCAUUCUGCGCGCUCGCACCGCUUUUUCAAAGGCUUUGUGUGGAAUUCGCACCACAAGGUUGUUUUUCUCGGAAACACCAAAACCACAAUGACGCUGCCCAGCGUGCAAUAUUUUUCACAUUUUAAUGCCGUGUCGCUGCCGUUCACCAACACUUACGGCAUAGAGAUGGAGAAGGCCUUCAGCAACGUGCCAGAGACCGCUCCACAGCACGUGCCGUCUUCGAUGGCACUUGACAAGUCCGAAAACACAAGCUUUGCUGCCUACUCGCACUAUGUGGCGCCGCAGAUCAUGACCAACUCGAUCCGGUCCGUCUUUCCUCCGUACGCUGUGGCACUGGGCAAGAACGCAUUUGAACGGUCCACCUCGAUCUCCGACUUUGAGUUCAUCUGCUCUGACGGCACGUCGAUCCCGGUGCCGCUCAACCUGUGCCGCAAACGGUGGGGAAGCCGUUUUGACAAGUUGCUUGCCGACGCUUACGCUAGGGCUUUUGCGGACCGCCACGCGUUGCCCGAACUUUCAGAGCCGAGCUCGCUCGGCAGCUCGCCGGCCGACACAGACUUCCCCGGAUCGUUGAGGCUGUCCAAAACGCCCGAAUCGCGUACCCCGUUGUUCAGACAUCCAUUCCAGGAGUCUGGAAAAUCGUCUCCGCUGUCUGGAACGCCUCGGUUUGGCUCUCUGCCGGCUUCCAGACGCAGUUCGCUGGCUGCCUCCAGAAGAGACUCUGGCGCCUCGCGACGGAACUCUCUGCUAGGACAUGAAAGGCUAUCGAUGUCUAUGAAAAGCUCGAACCUGCGCCGGAGCUCUGGGAUCUCGAGCUCGUCGUCGUCGUCAGCAUUCUCCAAUCCCAACAGAGACGUUUCCGAGGCCUCGGAUCACCUGCUGGGCUCGCCGCUAAUACUUGACGAGCUGCCACCGCAGCCACCAAUGCCAGAGCUGCCGCAGGACCUGAACGAGUCCACGACGUCUUUUGAUUUCCAUGCCCCCUCGUUUGGCCCCAAAGACGCCUCUUCAAGCGGGCUCACACAGGCUCUGUCUGGACUGGAGGACGUGGACCCUCUUUCAAACACCAGUCUGUCAGAACGGCCAAGAGAGGAGAGCAUCGAUUUCCCAGACUCGGCGGAUGCCAAGAUGGACGCGCGUUUCUUGCCCAGGACGCUGUGUCUGCCGUUUUCCAAACCAACAGUGCGCGCAUUCUCCGAGUUUCUGUAUACGGGACAGCUGGGAAGCAACUGGAAAGUCGUGCCAACGUGUGUGGAGCUGCUGAUGAUUGCCAAUUUGUACGAGGUGCCGCUAUUGUACGACCUGAUCUCAGAAGCAUUGUUUGUAGUUAUCGCGCGCAAAGAGGCAGCGUUGGUGGUGCAGGCCAAGAGCUGCCACCCUGUCGCGGGCGGGGGCACAGGGAUCGCGGCGAUCGACAAAUUCACCGAGCAAUUGGCCGCGCUGGACGACAAUUUGAUGGACCUGACGCUGCUGAAACGCGCAUCCAAAGCUAUCGGCCGAUACUCCAACUCUGGCAGUCUUGCAAGCUCCGAAAUUCACUUUCGGGACUCGUUCCACACGGCCAGCAAAGUACAGUCGCACGAAAUGGCGCCCGAGGACAGCCAGAGCAGCAGCAGCAGCAGCGAAUCCGUCAGAGAAACGUUCGGGCUGCUCAACGAGCAGCACUACAAAGACUUCCAGUCCUACAUCGAAAGACAGCCUACAGAGACCAAAGAAUGGCCGACGCUCAAGAGUCUUAUGAAUCCGGACGCGCCCGCGUGCUCUGAUCUGAUCAUCGACAUCCUCGUGGAGUCCGGCACGCUGGCCAGCGAUAUUAAAUUGAUGCUGCGGGCCAUCAACACGCGCGAAAUGAUAGCCCAGCUGAAAGAACACAAACGCGACUCGCACGAUCUCAAGGAAGUAUCGGAGCGUCUCAAGGCUGCGUCCGUACAGCCGCCAAAACCGCACUCCGGAUCCACGAGCUCGCUGCCGGAGACCGCAGUGUACAAGACGAAGAGCGAGAGUGAGCUGGCGUCGGCGGGAGCGGGCGGCACUGUUGAACGGCCAAGGAUCCCGCACGUGCUGACGUUCACGAAUCUGGAGCGCGCAAUGACCAGCACGUCCGACGACACCAACUCGCCGCGCAGAAAACGCGGGUUUGGGCUGUUCAAGAAAAGCACUACGAAAUAUUAA